AUGACGUUGGUCCCGAUCCCGACCGACGCGGCCGCGCGGAACCCGGCGGCCUUCCUUGUGACGCAUGGCAUCCUCCACGAGGAAGGUCCGUUCUACUUGCACGUGCAGGACAAGGCCGGCAGCCGCCGCAGCGACGAAGCGUGGACCAGCAUCGAAGACGACCUGCUGCGGGCCGCGCACUGCUGGUGGCGAGCCCAUGCGUCCGUGGCCACAGUCGCCCUUGGCAUUGCCCUCACGCGCCGCCUGGACGUCGAGAAACCAGAAUCCGAUAUGGAGAUGCUCACGGUAGCCGAGACGUCGCCAGCCAAGCCGCUCAACACGUUUGAAGACGACUUGCUAGCGGAUGUGGUCCAGGGCAUCCCAACGCUCUUCGUCGCGUCGCGAGACGUAGUUCAUGGUGUAACCUCGUCGAGUGACGCACUCGCGGGAUACCUCACAGAUGCGAUCCUCGUUGCGCCAAGCGAUCUCUUGACGCCCGUCGAAGCCAACCGAGGCUGUCGCUGGCUCCUUCCGGGCGAGCUAUUGAAGGUCGAUGUGUUCGACGAAGUCGACUACACGAAGCCGAUCAACGUCCUCGGGUUCUCUUUGCACGAAGCGGCGCUCGUCGCGAUGGGUCUUGUACUGUCGGGGCACCCAGCCGUGCGCCUCUGUCUCUUUUCGCUGACGCCGUCCCUUGUGCAAAAGCUGCCAACGACGAUGACGAGCAGCAUCUACUCGACCGAAGGCGUCAUGGCGCCGCAAGAAGGGGGCGCGUACGACCUUUCGAGCACCGUCGAAUCGACCACGCUUCCGGACAACGAAGCCCUGCGCAAGGCCUACGACGCUGCUGCGUCAGCCAAGACGCCCAAGGCCGCGCCCCAGGUGGCGCUUGCCUCGCGCGAGUACCGCCAAGCCUUUUUUACCAUGCCGCUGCCGCUACCGAAAGCCAAGUUUCUGGAUGUGGCGGCCGCCAUCUACCGUGCAACGUCGCUCGUCCUCGCGCCGCUCGGUGUCCUCUGUACAAACCCGAACCCGCUCCUGAACGAGACCUCGAUGCUCGAGCUCAAGACGAAGCACGGGCACAUUCUUCAGGAAAUCAUCGAGGUCGUCUCGGACAUGGUCUACGGCGACUUUGACGUCGACGAGAGCAUCAUGGCGAUGAGCGCCCAGACGUGGCUCCACGACGAAAACGACACGGAUUGCAACGCUGCGAUGACGAAAAUCAACCAGCUUGGCACAACAUUGCGCGAGACGCCCGCGAUCGUGGAGCUCCACACGGCACUCGACGUCGCCGACGUGUUGCCGACGACACACCGCAUCGUCGAGCAUGUUACAGCGGCGUUGUCGGCCAAAGUGCCAUGGGCGUUGUCGCCGCCCCCGCUGCCCGACUUUUCGCACCCACCUCCGCCGCUUGAGGAGAUGACCAUGUACCCAACGGUCGUCUACGGCCUUGGCUUCCGAUUGCAGACGCCGUGCUCGACCAUAACUGCGUCCAAGCAGAGCACGCUCCAAGUCAAGGCCAAGGUCCAGGCUGUCUACGAAGGCGUUCGAUCGGCCGUGGCGUCGGACCUCGACGCGAUCCAACUCCAAGCGCUAGUCGAGUGUUUGGCGGACGACCAGAAGGCGCUCGUGACGGACCUGGCGGCGGCGACAUUCGGCACGCACCACGUCGUAAACGACGACGUGUUUGUGGACCCGCGCAUGACACAGACAGCGCAGGCCAACUUUAAAGCGGCGCUUGGCCGAGGCACGCGAGCGCACAAUCGCGGCGACUACGACGACGCGCUGCGCUUCUUCUCGUCAGCAAUGAAUUGCGUGCCGCUGUACCACGCGAGCAUUGCGGACGCGCUCGCAAAGCGCGCCAAGACGCACCUGAGCCUCGGAAACCUCGAGAGUGCGAUCCGGGACAGCAAGGAGGCACUCGCAGUCGCGCCAUUUUGCAUGGAGGCCUACGCGACCCUCGGUGCGCUCGCAGAGAAGCGCGAGGACUACGACGAUGCGCUGCAGAUGCAUGUGCUCGCGUUCAUCCUCGGCGGGUCGCGGGCAAUUGACCAAGCCGACACGAUUGAGCGCGUCUCCAAGCACGUCGGUCGGUCCAAGGCCAAGGAGAUUUGGGCUGCGAUGGAGAUGCGCCACGACAUUCCGUCCACGUGGCUCGUUGAUAGCUACUUUCAGUCGUUCUUCCGGGACGCCGACUACCCCAUGAGUACCGUGUCCGUCUCGAAGCUCCCGACCUUGGACCCAAGUACGCAGUUUGAGCUCCUCCUCGUGCGAGCCAUCCACCACAAGCGCUGCCGUCGGUACGCAGAGGCCCAAGCCGACUUUGCCGCCCUCGCCGCCUACCUCCUCCCGCUACUCGAAGAGAACGACGUCGUCGACGACCUCGCCGUGCGCAAACACUAUGUCAUUGCGCUCAACCUCCACGCAUCCUUUUUGUACAUCACGGGCGACGUCAACUCGGCCUUGCACGUCAUCGAGGUGGCGUUGCAACUGGACCCGGACCACCUGAACUCGGUCAUCAAGAAGGCCGGGUUCCUCGUCGAGGUCGGGGACUUUGAUGCUGCCACCGAGGCGUUCGCCGACGCCACGCGUCUCGACUCCAACUCAGCGGACGUUUACUUGCACAUGGGCCAGAUGGAGCUCAUUCUGUGCGAGUACGGCGCAGCGGUCACGUCGCUGCGCAAGGCCAUGGCGCGCUGCGAGUCCAUGUAUGUGACCCACAUCUCGUACGGCAUGGCGCUCUACAAGGCUGGGUCCGUCUACCAGAGCCUCGACGUCUUCAAGACGGCGCUGGAACUCUUCCCAACGUCGCACGAGGUUCGUCUCUUCUACGGCGACGUGCUCUCGGACCGCGGCGACUAUGGCAGCGCGAUGGCGCACCUUCGCGCGGCCUAUGAAAUGUCCCCCGAGUGCCCGCUGCAUCUGCUUAACGCCGGACGCAUCUUUGUCGCGACCAACGACGCCGCACACGCCAUCGCCCACUUUGAAGAAGCGCUGCGGCUGGACCCAAAGAGUUCUGCGGGCCACCUGGACCUCGCGCAGGUCUACUUUGCCCAAGGCUGCGUCGACGAAGCCAUGGCACACUUUGACAAGGCCAUCGACACGUGCCGCUUCCUCCCCGAGGUCGAAGAUGCGUGCUCGUGCCGAGCCGUUGCGCUCAUGCAGCUCCAUGCGACCGAAAUCCUCGGUGUCGAUCUUCGCCACAUGCUCAAGAACAAGUCCAAGUAG
Molecule: messenger RNA, 3207 nt
Organism: Saprolegnia diclina VS20
Lineage: Eukaryota; Oomycota; Saprolegniomycetes; Saprolegniales; Saprolegniaceae
Exons: 1
Coding region: 1-3207 (1068 amino acids)
Molecular function (GO): protein binding
Source: RefSeq, a predicted model, not a curated record